AUGACUCGAUCCAAUUCUACAGGAGAGUUGGAAUUUGAUCCAGAAAUCAAAUGCAGUUUACGGAAGUUGCGAAAAGAGGCACGUCAAGCAAGUUCUUCAUCUCUUGGUCUCAAUAUAGCCCUUGGUUCAGCAUCCCAUAGUUCAUCCAGUGAUCCAGAUUCAGAGUUAGAAGAAGAGAUGGUCGCUGGUAGAACAUUAAAGGAGUUGGCUGCCCCUGAUUUUAAUCAGCAGCCUUUGUGUAUUCAGUACCCUACUUCGGAUGUUGCUUUUGAACUUAAGUCUGGUCUAAUCCAGUUGCCUACGUUUCGUGGUCGUGCAGGUGAAGAUCCGAAUAAACAUCUAAAAGAAUUCCAUGUAGUCUGUUCAAGCAUGAAACCGACUGGGGUGACAGAGGAGAAGAUUAAGUUGCGAGCUUUUCCCUUUUUGUUGAGGGAUGAUGCAAAGGAUUGGCUCUAUUAUCUACCAUCGGGGACAGUCGCAACAUGGAACGCGAUGAAAAGGCUGUUUUUAGAAAGAUAUUUCCCAGACUCCAAAGCUGCCACCAUCAGGAAAGAGAUAUGUGGUAUAAGGCAAUAUAAUGGGGAGACAUUGUAUGAAUAUUGGGAGCGAUUCAAGAAGCUAUGUGCAAGCUGUCCUCACCACCAGAUAAGUGAUCAAUUGUUAAUCCAGUAUCUUUAUGAAGGAUUGUUGCCUAUGGAAAGAAACAUGAUAGAUGCAGCAAGUGGAGAUGCGUUGGUGGAUAAGACUCCUAAAGCUGCCAAACAAUUAAUCUCAAACAUGGCUGCCAACUCCCAACAGUUUUGUACAAGACAUGAUGCACCACCCAAAAGGGUGAAUGAGGUAAGUACAUCUUCCAUUGAACAACAAUUAUCUGAUCUUACCUCUCUUGUUAGACAGUUGGCUGUAGGGAAUGUGCAACAGUUUCAACAAGAUACAAGAUCUAGUAUUCAAAGUUUGGAGAAUCAGAUGGGUCAAAUGGCAACUGCUAUAAGUCAUUUAGAGGCUCAAGUUGAAGGGAAGUUGCCUUCUCAAAUAGUAGUGAACCCAAAGGAAAAUGUGAAUGCAAUAACGCUAAGAAGUGGCAAGAAAGUGGAAGAACCGAAGCUGAACAUUCUAAGUGUAGCAAAGGAAGCAGAAAUUGAAGAUGAAAUUGGGAGAAAAGAGGCUACAACUGAAUCAAAGGUAAUUCCUAACCCUUCAAUUCAACUUCCGUCUAAUACUUUACCUUUUCCUAGCAGAUUCGCGAAGUCAAAGAAAGAAGAGAAGGAUAAAGAGAUUUUGGAGAUGUUUCACAAGGUGGAAGUGAAUAUACCUCUAUUGGAUGCAAUUAAGCAAGUGCCAAGGUAUGCAAAAUUUCUGAAAGAGCUGUGCACCAAUAAGCGGAAGUUGAACGGUGAUGAGAAGAUAAUAAUGGGAGAAAAUGUGUCAGUAACUUUCCAAAGAAAACUUCCUCCCAAGUGCAAGGAUCCAGGUAUGUUUACAAUUCCUUGUAAGAUAGGUAACACCAGAAUUGAGAGAGCUAUGUUAGAUUUAGGAGCUUCGAUUAAUGUUAUGCCAAGAUCUAUUUAUGCUUCAUUAAAUCUAGGUCCUGUGAAAGAUACUGGUGUUAUUAUCCAAUUGGCUGAUCGUACUAAUGCAUACCCUGAAGGGGUAGUUGAAGAUGUUCUUGUACAAGUCAAUGAGUUGGUGUUUCCGGCUGAUUUUUACAUUCUGGAUAUGGAUGAUUCUUCGUCUCCUGAUCCUACACCUAUCUUACUGGGAAGACCAUUCCUAAAUACAGCUCAGACAAAAAUAGACGUUCAUGAUGGUACCCUCACGAUGGAAUUUGAUGGUGAAGUAAUUCGUUAUAAUAUUUUUGAUGCCAUGAAAUAUCCAACUGAUGUUCAGUCUAUUUUUGCUAUUGAUGUUGUUGAUUCCAUAAAAUUAUUGCCUUCUAUUUUGCAGGUCCCUACACUGGAGUUGAAGCCAUUACCGUGCCAUUUAAAGUAUGUGUACUUGGGAGAGAAUGAGACACUGUCGGUAAUUGUGUCGAACAAGUUAACACCCAAUCAAGAAGAGAAACUAGGAUUUUUAGGGUAUAACCAAAUUUUCAUAGCACUGGAGGAUCAAGAGAAGAUGACAUUCACAUGCCCAUUUAGUACCUUUGCCUAUCGCCAAAUACCGUUUGGUCUCUACAAUGCUCCAGCCAUAUUCCAGCGAUGUAUGGUAAGUAUUUUUUCAAAAUAUGUUGAGUCAAUUAUAGAGGUGUUUAUGGAUGAUUUUAGUGUUUUUGGUGAUUCAUUUGAUCAAUGCCUGCAUAACCUUACACUAAUUCUAGAUUCUGAUCAUGUAGCUCUUAGGUACUUGCUCACAAAGAAGGAGGCAAAACCAAGGCUUGCAUGUGGAGGACAUUUUGGACCACAAAGGACAGCUCAUAAGGUAUUAGAAUGUGGUUUUUAUUGGCCAUCAUUGUUCAAGGAUGCCUACAUGUUUUGUAAGUCAUGUGAUAAUUGCCAAAGAGUAGGAAACAUUUCUCGUAGAGCUCAAAUGCCACAAUCUCCUAUAUUUAUUAUUGAAAUUUUUGAUGUUUGGGACAUUGAUUUUAUGGGUCCAUUUCCUGUUUCCUUUGGUAAUGUUUAUAUUCUGUUAGUUGUUGAUUAUGUUUAAUGGGUGGAGGCAAAAGCCACCAGAACUGACACUUCAAAUGUUGUUGCAGAUUUUGUUAAAACUAACAUUUUUGUCAGGUUUGGGAUACCAAGGGCCAUAAUCAGUGAUAAGGGUAGUCAUUUUUGCAACAGGAUAAUAGAGGCACUACUUAAGAAAUACCAUGUCACACACAAGGUCUCCACAUCGUACCACCCACAAACCAUUGGCUAAGCGGAGGUGUCAAAUAGAGAGAUCAAGUCAAUUUUGGAAAAGACAGUGAACCCAAACAAGAAGGAUUGGUCUUUGAGAUUAGACGAUGCAUUAUGGGUAUAUAGAACAGCAUAUAAGACACCUAUUGGCAUGUCCCCAUACAUAUUAGUGUUCGGUAAGCCAUGUCAUCUUCCAGUAGAAUUAGAGCACAAGGCUUAUUGGGCAAUCAAGCAUUGCAAUAUGGAGAUGAAGGAAGCUGGUGUUAAUAGGAAGUUACAAUUGCAAGAACUUGAGGAGUUGAGGAAUGAUGCCUACGAGAGUUCAUACAUCUACAAGACAGAGACUAAAGCCUUUCAUGACAAGAUGAUCUUAAGGAAGCAUUUUUCAGUUGGACAGAAAGUCCUUCUUUUUCAUUCAAGGCUGAAGUUAUUUCUGGGUAAGUUACGUUCUCAUUGGGUGGGACCUUUUAUUGUGACUAAUGUUUUUCAUCAUGGUGCAGUAGAAAUCCAAAGUUUGCAAACAAACAAGGUGUUUAAGGUCAAUUGA
Molecule: messenger RNA, 3381 nt
Organism: Pistacia vera
Lineage: Eukaryota; Viridiplantae; Streptophyta; Magnoliopsida; Sapindales; Anacardiaceae
Biological process (GO): DNA integration
Molecular function (GO): nucleic acid binding
Source: RefSeq, a predicted model, not a curated record